AAGAAACGCUGGUUAUUUCUGGGGCUAAAUAUUUUAAUGUUUGCAGAGCGGAUUUAUUCAUUCAGUCCAGCUUCAAGGACCGUUUAUGAUCUCACCUUUUAUUCCUGCUGCAGAAACAUUCACGGUUUAAAGGAAGUUUAUUUAGAACUAAUGGAUGUUUUGCACAGACUGCUGGAUUUCCAUUGAAUCCAUCAGAUCAUCUCACAUCGGAAAGACUGGUGUGUCUGAAAAGCAGGCCCUUCAGAAAGUCCAACGACAGACUAACCACUCCCCAGGUUGUGGACACUGCUGUUGACCCGCCUCCCAGCUGUCUGAAGACUCAUCCAGCAUCGCUGUCCUCCUGCUCGCCGAGGCAGACCAUAGCAAUCAGACAUGGCUAAGCUCAGAGCUAAGCACGGCAGGUGCUCUGUCACUGGUUGCAUAAACGAGCACAAAAGUCUUUUUUUACUGCCGUCAUCUGAGCCCCUAAAGACCCAAUGGAUGGAUUUCAUUUUUGGUGGCAAUCUAUCCGCAAAACCUCCAAAGGAAUUGCACGUGUGUGCUAGACAUUUCGAAGAGGAGUGCUUUCACAACAUGGGCGCCUACAAAGCAGGCUUCGCCACGCACCUCAAACUGAAGAGUGGAUCGAUACCAACUCUGCGCUACAAAGCUAUACAGGCUGGCCAAUCAAGUCCAUCCACUCAGUUACCUGCAUACCAGACUAACCCACUCGGCAUGCCUACUGUAAAAACACAGCAAUCCUUUCGGACUCCUCAGCCCAGCUUCAGAAGUGUUGGUGUGCAGACUGCUGCCUCCUUUGGAGACUUUAGUGUUGGGACCACGACUGCAGAGCCUUUGUAUUCGUUUUCCUCAUCUGUGAGGAGACCUUCAAAAAGACGUCGCCUGGGCCAAGGAGGAGAGCUGGACCAGGAGGAUGAAUCAUUGGAUGGCAGCUCUUCAAAUGGGCUGGAUUCUACCUAUGACCCUGCUGAUCCCGCCACAGUAUUGACAGAGACAACAUCAUUGUCGGAAGAUCCGUCCACUCCUGUCCACAACUUAAAGAAAUACAUAGUGUAUGAGAGCUGCAUUAUGGAGCUGUUUGUAGUGUGUCCUGCCUGCAUGCGGUUGUGUGACGUAAGGACGCAUAGACGGGGAACAUUCCUGUCUGUGGAGCAGCGCUGCCCCCACUGUGAGUUCUACAGACAGUGGAACAGCCAGCCUCUUCUGGGAAGCACGCCAGCCGGGGACCUCCAGCUCUCUGCUGCCGUGUACCUGAGCGGCGCAUCUUUCUGGAAAAUAGCUAGGGUCUUUGAUGCAAUGCAGCUGCAGACGUUUCAGUACGACACGUUUCGCAGACAUGCCAGAGCCUUUAUUGAACCGGCAGUCGUCCACCAGUGGAAAACGUCACAAGAAGCGACGCUGCAGAGGCUCAGUCAGCAGGGCAAAGUAAUACUUGGUGGUAACAUGAGGGCUGACUCUCCAGGGAACUCGGCAAAGAUCGGGAGCUACACCAUGAUGGACCUGAGUAGAGGCACAGUUUUGGACAUCCAGCUGCUACAGAACAUUGAGGUUGGUGGCAUCUACCAGAUGGAGAAAGAGGGACUGAGGAGGAGUCUGGCAUUGCUGGAAUCACGAGGCGUGACUCCUGACUGCCUCGUCACCGACCGCCACCCACAAGUUCAGAAGUUUCUCACCGACAAAAACAUCACCCACUACUACGACGUCUGGCACAUGGAGAAAGGAAUUUCAAAGAAACUGGAGAAGAUCAGCAAGAAGAAAGGUUUUGAGAAACUCCAGAAGUGGACGAGGAGCAUUAAAAACCACAUUUACUGGACUGCAGCUACCUCAAGGACCGGUCCUGAGAGAGUGGCAAAAUGGACCUCCUUCCUAAACCACGUGCAAGACGUACACGCCCAUGAUGAUCCUCUUUAUCCCAAGUGCCUGCAUGACAUCCGUCGAACUCGGGACAAGAGGAAAUGGCUCCGAGCAGAAACUCCGGCGUUCCACAUGUUAGAGAGGGUGCUGACAAACAGAAGGACUCUGAAGGAUGUUGCCAAACUCAGCCCUCACCACCAGACCUCGUCUCUGGAGGCUUUCCACAGCGUUAUCCUUCAUUUUACACCAAAGAAUGUCAUCUUUCCAUUUAUCGAAAAGCUGUGCAGGCUUUACCUGGCUGCCAUGCAUUACAACGAGAACGCUAACCGAUCACAAGCAAAAACACGGGAAGGCGUGCCCCUCUUCAAGGUCCACUUUCCAAAGGCUAUGAAGGGAGAGUGUAGCAUGAAACCACAUAGGACCAAACCGACAUUCAGCUAUGUUGCUGACUUGAUGGGCCUCAUAUUUGAUAAAGUCUUUGUGGACCCCACACCCUACACCAGCGCCCUGUUGGCCAUCCCUGUCCCAGAGGACUUCAUAGAACAGUAUGAGCGGCCGGAAAAGGAGGAGGUCAUCGCCAGCUAUGUCUCCAGGCUCAACCGAGGCUCCGUUUGAAUCCCACAUAGGGGCCUUUAUCAUUAGGGAACUCUGUGUUGAAGCUCAGAACCACGAAAGCUGGACGACCCAAGAAGCACCAGCUCACAAAACUUCAAAAGGCCAAAACUAAACAGUGGAAACAUGUUUGUUGUUGCAGAGAUUUUGACAUUCGAUGUGUGUCAAACUUUUUUUAACGCCGUUGUGUGCUGGAUUGGCCCUGUUUUAUUGAAUGAAAUUGUUAGGUUUAUUCUUUAUACAUCAUGUGCAUUGUUACUUUGUUAGCCAGAUUAGUCAGAGUAGAAGGCCUUCCUUCACAUUGUGGAUGUCACUGUGUGUAUG
This is a messenger RNA of Cyprinodon variegatus (sheepshead minnow), 2790 nucleotides long. RefSeq lists its product as uncharacterized. The record is from RefSeq and is a predicted model, not a curated record. Bases 373 to 2469 code for a protein of 698 amino acids. The transcript is spliced from 12 exons. Lineage: Eukaryota; Metazoa; Chordata; Actinopteri; Cyprinodontiformes; Cyprinodontidae.